UUUACUGACCACAAACCUCUUUUGGGCCUGCUAUACCACUCAAAGCCCAUGCCACCUGUCCUGUCCCCACGCAUGCUACGCUGGAGUGUUCUUCUUGGGGCCUACGAUUACGAAUUGUGCUACCGCCCUGGCAAACAGCUAGCAAAUGCUGAUGCCCUCAGUCGCUUACCACUGCCCGCUGGUAUGCGUGAGACCCCUCCACCCAUGGAGGUGCUCUUACUGGAAAUGGCGCCUGAAGCCCCACUGAAUGCAAAACACAUUGCCGCCCUUACUCGGAAGGAUCCAGUUCUGUCUCGGGUGCUGCGCUGGGUCCUGCAUGGCUGGCCAUUGGAUACACCCGACAGCCGUUUCAAGCCGUUUUUCACCCGGCGCCAUGAACUGUCCGCACACAAGGACUGCCUAUUAUGGGGGAGUCGUGUAGUUAUUCCUAACCUGGUGAGGGAGGAGGUACUAGCCAUGCUGCAUGAUGCACACCCAGGCCUUGUGCAUAUGAAGGGCCUGGGGAGGAGUUAUGCCUGGUGGCCAGGUAUGGAUUUAGCAAUAGAACAGACAGUAAAAUCCUGUGAAACCUGGCAGAGAACUCGUCAUGCACCACCAACAGCACAGCUGCACCCUUGGGAGUGGACAACUAAGAAAUGGUCCCGGCUACACAUUGACUUUGCUGGUCCAUUCCAGGGGAAGACAUUUCUCGUAAUUGUGGACUCACACUCUAAGUGGUUAGAGGUUGCCGUGGUGAGUUCAAUGUCCUCCUCUGCAGCGAUCAGCACACUGAGGCUCCUCUUUGCAACUCACGGGUUACCAGAUGUCAUUGUUUCUGACAACGGUGCAGCCUUCACAUCGGAAGAAUUCAAAGAGUUUGCCAGACGGAAUGGCAUCAGAGCAGUGACUACGGCCCCUUACCAUCCUCGUUCAGAUGGCCAAGCAGAACGUAUGGUCCAGACAACCAAGGAGGCCCUGUCUAGGAUCACUAUCGGUGACUGGCAGACACGCCUGGCUAGGUUUCUGCUGUCACAGCAUGUGACUCCCAAUUCAGCAACAGGAAAGAGCCCUGCCGAACUUCUCAUGAACCAGCGUCUUACCACGGCCUUUGAUCGCCUUCAUCCUGACUAUGAAAAUGAGAUCCCAGAGAUGUUGGACCGGGCGCACCGACUUGCCUCAGGUUCGGGCCCGAAUGCUCCCCCCAGACCCAUGAUUUUGAGAGUACACCAUUUAGAGUCAAUCAGCAUGUCCUCCGGAUGGCCAGGCAGUGAGGCCGGUAAAGAUCCGGUGAAGUUCAUGUCGGAGAUGCUGAUGCAAAUAAUUGGUCCUGAUGUCUUUUCUGCACCGCCUGAGCUGGAGAGAGCACACCGGACCCCGACCUUCAAAUCCGGCCGAGGAACAUCUCCCUGCAUGUUCCUGGUUUGCUUUUCCCGAUUCCAGCAGAAGGAAGCUGCUUUGCGCUGGACCAGGAACCACGAGCUGAAGUACCAAGGAGCAGUUAUAAGGGUUUAUCAAGACCUCAGCACGGCACUCGCUAAAAAGCGAGCCGCAUUUAACGGCAUCAAACAAGCUCUGUACCAAAAGAACGUGCGGUUCCACCUACUGUACCCGGCCGGCUGCGCGUGA
This is a messenger RNA of Lampris incognitus (smalleye Pacific opah), 1605 nucleotides long. RefSeq lists its product as uncharacterized. The annotation marks the transcript as partial. Lineage: Eukaryota; Metazoa; Chordata; Actinopteri; Lampriformes; Lampridae. Gene Ontology annotation, molecular function: nucleic acid binding. The transcript is spliced from 3 exons. The record is from RefSeq and is a predicted model, not a curated record. Gene Ontology annotation, biological process: DNA integration.